AUGUGUUACAUUGGUAAAGCAACGAAGAUCUUCAUCUUUAUCGUCGCCGCCAUUGUUGUUACUGGUCUCGUCGUCGGAUUCGGCCUCUUCGGCCGCAACAUUCAUCCAAAAUCUCAUAAAUGCACCGGAGAAUAUUGCUCGCUUCCUGAUUACUCUCCUCCGCCACCGUUACAGUUUCCUUUCCCCUCUGUCACCGUUCCUAAUGCAUCUAAUCCAUCCGAUCCUACCUUCAAUUCCGACGCACCACCACCACCACCAUCUGCGUCGCCUACUGAUCCAUCAUCAUCGCCGCCGCUGCCGCCUCCUCUUCCAGUGUCUAUAGUCACUCCUCCUGCUGUAGCUACGACGGAUCCUCCACUUGCAUUUAGUCCACCGAGUCCAGUUCCGUCUCCAGGUCCGAUAACUUCUUCUUAA
Molecule: messenger RNA, 414 nt
Organism: Cynara cardunculus var. scolymus (artichoke)
Lineage: Eukaryota; Viridiplantae; Streptophyta; Magnoliopsida; Asterales; Asteraceae
Product: extensin-like
Exons: 1
Coding region: 1-414 (137 amino acids)
Source: RefSeq, a predicted model, not a curated record